Molecule: messenger RNA, 2195 nt
Organism: Frankliniella occidentalis (western flower thrips)
Lineage: Eukaryota; Metazoa; Arthropoda; Insecta; Thysanoptera; Thripidae
Product: glucose dehydrogenase [FAD, quinone]-like
Exons: 7
Molecular function (GO): oxidoreductase activity, acting on CH-OH group of donors; flavin adenine dinucleotide binding
Source: RefSeq, a predicted model, not a curated record
AUUGGGGCGGGCUCGUCCGGGACCAUCAUCGCCAACCGGCUGACGGAGAACCCCGAGUGGAAGGUGCUGCUGCUCGAGGCCGGCGAGGAGGACAGCGUCAUCACCGAGAUCCCCGUCAUCUGUGACGAGUUCCAGCUCACGGGCUACAACUGGGGCUACUCCAUGGAGAAGGAGCCCAACCAGUGCCUCGGCCUCAAGGACCAGCGAUGCCCCUGGCCCAGGGGUAAGGUCCUCGGCGGCACCUCCACCAUCAACUACAUGAUCUACACCCGGGGCCAGCGCCGCGACUACGACGAGUGGGCCGAGAUGGGCAACCCCGGCUGGUCCUACGACGACGUCCUGCCGCUCUUCAUGAAGAUGGAGCGCAACCUCAUCCCCGAGUACCAGAACUCCAAGUACCAUAACAACAACGGCACGCUGUCCGUGGAGCGGGUGCCGCAUAAGAGCCCGCUGAUGGACGCCUUUCUGGAGGCGGGCCAGAUGAAGGGCUACAGCGUCAUCGACUACAACAACCCGGACGAGAACAGCCAGGGCUUCUCCAGGAUACAGGCCAACAUGCACGGCGGCCGCAGGAUCAACGGCGCCAACGCGUUCCUCAGGCCCAUCAGGAAGCGCCCCAACCUGCACAUCGCGCUCAAGAGCCGCGUGACCCGCGUGCUCAUCGACCCCGAGACGAUGACCGCCAAGGCCGUGGAGAUGACGCGCAACCGCCAGUGGAGGGUGGUCCGCGCGCGCAAGGAGGUCAUCCUGUCUGCCGGCGCCAUCAACUCGCCCCACAUCCUCAUGCACUCGGGCAUCGGCCCGGCGGACCACCUCGCCCAGGUCGGCUACAAGGCGCUCAAGGACCUGAAGGUCGGGUACAACAUGAUGGAGCACGUGGCGUCCGCUGGCCUUACCUUCUUCAUCAACGAGAGCCUAACCAUCACUCUGGACGGAGUCAGCACCCCCAACGCGUUCUUCAGCUACAUGCGGGGCCAGGGCCCGAUCACCGUCCCCGGCGGCGUGGAGGGGCUCGCCUACAUCCACACCAAGAUGAACGACGACGCCUACGGCCGCCCCGACAUGGAGUUCAUCUUUGCGGGCGCCGCGAUCUGCUCCGACGCGGGCGCCACCAUCAGGAAAGGCAUGGGCAUCACGGACGAGUCGUACUACAGCCAGUUCGACCGAGGCCACCAGUGCAACGCCUUCACCAUCUGGCCCAUGAUCCUCAGCCCAAAGUCGCGCGGGCGCAUCCUGCUCCGGGACAACAACCCCUUCCACUGGCCCAUCAUGAAGCACGACUACUUCGAGAGCGAGCACGACCUGCUGACGUGCAUCGAGGGCCUCAAGCUCGCCGUGGAGCUGGCCGAGUCGCCGGCCUUCGCCCGCUUCAACGCCACCCUCAACCCGCGGCCCGUCCGCGGCUGCGAGAACGUGACCUUCCGCUCGGACGCCUACUACGAGUGCCUGCUGCGCCACAUCACCACCACGCUGCACCACCAGUCGGGCACGUGCAAGAUGGGCCCCGCCACCGACCCGGACGCCGUCGUGGACCCCGAGCUGCGCGUGCACGGCGUCAGGAACCUGCGCGUCGUCGACGCGUCCAUCAUCCCGCGGCUGCCGCGCGCGCACACCAACGCCGUCGCCUACAUGAUCGGCGAGAAGGCGGCCGAGCUCAUCAAGAAGGCGUGGCCCUCGCAGUCGCCGCCCGCCCCGGGGCCGCUCCCGUCCCCCUACAGCGGGCCCUACUACCGCUGGCGCCUCCCCGGGGAGCCCCUGCCCGUCAGUGGCGCCUCCUGGACCAUCUAAACGACCCACCGCUCGUUCCACCUGGACCAUCCUGGAGGAGCCACUAGUGGCACCUCCAGGACCAUCUAAACGACCCACCAGUGGUUCCACCGGGACAAUCUAAAAGACCCACCUGCGGCGCCUGGACCAUUUCUAGGAGGCAACUUUAUGUUGAGGGGAAAUUUUAAACAGGGAGCGUGAUACGGCGCAAACUGAUCUCACGGGGACGUUAUGUUAAUAGCGCGCACGACGGCGGCACCGAGAAGGAAAACCGUCCCCCUACGUUAAGACUGACAAUAAUUUUAAUGUUAUUUAAAUUAUAUUCCCUUUUUAUAAAUCCUAUUUAUAUCACGGCGGUACUUGUCCACCUUGAGUUGUUUUUCCUCGGAAAGAAUUGUGUGUAAGAAUAAAGACGGACACGAAAUCGA